Paramecium sonneborni is the source of this 672-nucleotide messenger RNA. NCBI's taxonomy places the organism in Eukaryota, Ciliophora, Oligohymenophorea, Peniculida, Parameciidae. The record is from the annotation of a GenBank genome assembly.
AUGGAUUAUUCAUAACCCAAAAUUUAAAAUUUUUUACAUAUAAUUCUUGUUUAAUUUAUAAAUCUUUUGAUAAUCUACAAAUAUCCUAUUGAGAUAUAAUAAGAGGAAUUGGUAUUGUUUAGGCUGAAUCAUUUAGAAAAACAUCUACAAGUUCAAGUUUAAUAAUAAAAGAAUUUUUCAUUUUAAGAAACUAUAGCAAAGUCACUUGAAGUGAUAAAUAUAAAUUUCUUGGACUUCAUCAAUAUCUUGAUAGCUAAUUACAAUAAGUUUUGGUUAAAUAUUAUUUACAAUUACUAUUUGUUUUUUCAGAAAUUAAUUUUGAAAUAAUUUAAAUCUAAAUUAUAUUAUAAAUUCUAUCACAAAAAAAAAUCAAAUUUCUUUAAUAAUAAUGUUUAUAAUAGUACCAAUACUAUUAUACACAUUAAAAAUAAGAAUAUAUUUUUUUUAAAUUGUAUAUGUUACUAGAAUUGUCAGCUAAAUUAUUAAUUAAAUUAAAUUUUUUGUUAUGGUGAUUGUUAUAAUUUGAAAAGGUAAAUUUAAAUUUUUCAAGUUAAAUCUACUUCAGGAGUAGAAUAAUUGUUUGUAGAAAAUAAAGAUGUUCAAUUUUGUAAUUUCGAAUAAUCUAUAGGAUGCAACAAUUUUUAAUUAUCAAUCUACAACUUUCUCCUAUGA